Molecule: messenger RNA, 936 nt
Organism: Acytostelium subglobosum LB1
Lineage: Eukaryota; Evosea; Eumycetozoa; Acytosteliales; Acytosteliaceae
Exons: 1
Coding region: 1-936 (311 amino acids)
Source: RefSeq, a predicted model, not a curated record
AUGCGACUUGUUCUCAUCGCAUGUGCAAGAGGACAUUUGGACAUUGUUGAGUAUAUGCAUCGACAUCCAAAGAAUGAGAAUGGUGCAUUCCACACUGAUAAUGUAAGGGUGGCAAUCAAGCAUGGCAAUUACCACAUUGCCAAGUUUCUGCUUCGCAAUCGGAAGGAGGGAUUCCACUAUAAUGCAUUAAUGGAAGCCGUCAAGUGUCCCGAUUUGGAGCUGAUUACAAUUUUGGCUGAGAGAUGGUCUCCCAAUGGCGCCAAGGACAAGCUCAUAGAUCUGGCUUGUGAAUCAUCUCAUUCUUCCGUUGAGACUGUAGAACUUUUGAACAGGCUUGGAUAUGGAUGCACCAAGGCAGCAAUGCACAAUGCAGCUAUCAAAGGUAACUUGUCUCUGGUCAAGUACCUCAACCACAACAGAACAGAGGGUUGCCAAACAGAUUCAAUGUUGGCCGCGUUGGAGAAUGGACAUUUUGAAGUUGCCAUGUACUUAGACCAGCAUCGACAUGAGACUACAAUUGUUCGGCAUCUAGACGCUGUGGCUCGCAACCAUUCUCUCGAAUCACUCAAAGUGGUGCUUGCGGCCAAAGAUUGUGAUGAUGCAAUGGUAGCCUUAACCAGCGAUGCUAUGCUUGCACAGCGCAUCGACAUGUUAGAGUACCUUCACAGCCAUCACUCUCUUCCAUACUCAUUGGCAUGCAUGGAGUUGGCAGCUAUUCAAGGAAAUCUCCACAUCAUUCAGUUUCUCAUUAGCCAAGGAUUGUUGGCAAAUGGACGUGUGUUCGAUUUGGCUGCGCGAAACGGACAUCUUUCGAUUGUUGAAUAUCUUCACCGCCAAUAUCCAGAGAUCGAAUGUACAACUGGUGCCAUGGAUGGUGCUGCUUUGUUUGGCCAUUUCACCACCACCGCACAGAGGGCUGUACCAAUCUUGCAAUGA